UUGCUAUAACUUCACCAUUACUACUUAUGAGUACACGUGGUGUGAAUUUGGAGGCCAGGUCAAUGGAAGCACAUUUCUGCGUUAUACCUGUAGUCAUAAAGCCGAAUGCGAUUGUCAGUUUCUGUCGACAAUGGGGAAUGUCACAAAGACCUGUAGUGUAGAGAAAGAAACUCUGAAAGAUCUGAUGGACAAAUUCAAAAUGAUACUGCCUGAAAUGAAACCAAAGAAUUCUAGAACCAACAAUCUUCACACCCUGAAGGGCGAGAUGACAUGUCAGCGGGAAGCCAAUGGACCUGCCUAUGCAAUCUGGAACUUCUACCUCAAUCGAAAUAAAGCUCUCCGUUUUGACUCAAAGAACGGAAAGUGGACAGUGUUGAGUCCUGAAGGCAAGCAGUUAAACACAUUGAAGAAAUUGAAAGAUGUGUGUGAGUUCCUGAAGACAAACUCAGCUGAAAUGUGUGAGAGUUGGCCUAAGAAUAUGAGCUAUCACCAGGAUAAUGCGUUGAACACAACAGGUAACUGAGCAGUAGAUCUCUUGACAUGACAUUGACCUACCCCACAGUGCGCGUGCGUGUGUGUGUGUGUGGUGUGUGUGUGUGUGUGUGUCGUUAUUGAUCCAUCCGCAGUGAGUUCUUCCUGGGAGAAUAAUGGCCACAGGCGUGUCCUACCAUCCUUCCUUUUCCUCCUUCCUUCUUACAUCCCGUCCCCACUGCACAGGCCUUCGGACAACUCCCCCUGGAUUUCUUGCUGACCCCAAAAAUGAGGGCCGCAUUCUCUUUCCAGACCUUUCCCUCUUC
Molecule: messenger RNA, 797 nt
Organism: Pteropus alecto (black flying fox)
Lineage: Eukaryota; Metazoa; Chordata; Mammalia; Chiroptera; Pteropodidae
Product: UL16-binding protein 1-like
Exons: 2
Coding region: 131-523 (130 amino acids)
Biological process (GO): antigen processing and presentation of endogenous peptide antigen via MHC class I via ER pathway, TAP-independent; positive regulation of T cell mediated cytotoxicity; immune response
Cellular component (GO): external side of plasma membrane
Source: RefSeq, a predicted model, not a curated record